UGCAGUCAACGAUUUGCUUUUUCAGUUUCGUCAGUCAGUUCGACAGUAGUUCCUAUUUGAAUGAUUCUUUUAUCUGACAGUGAACCGCGAUUGGAUGAUUUGUUUGACGCAAUGUAAUUUAUGGUUAAAAGAACUUACCUUAAGUGAAUUUCAACCAAAAUUAUACUUCGAUGUUACAUCCUCUAGAUUUAACUUUACCAUGUAGAUGUUGAGCGUUGUGAGUUGCCGACCCAACCUGCAGUUUGUUUGAUAACUUCAAUAGAAAUACCAGAUCUACGCGCGGCAGAAGUAGUCGCGUGACGAGUGCUGUGGGCCGUGAAUAUGAGAGAGGGCGCUACUGUGCGCAUGUAAACAUCGGCUCCGUAGAUAAAUAAACUUUAAAAAUAGCUCAAGUGUUUAAGUAGUGAUAAAAAGUGAAUAAAACUCAAGUUAAUAAAGACCUUCAGUGAAUAAAAGUGUAGUACAAGUCUUAACUUCAUCUAUUCUCAAAAAAAUUCAAUUUCUGCCAAAUAACGACCAAAUUUCAAAUGUGUGAAAAAAAGCCGCGCAAUAUUUAGAAACACAUCACCUGAGGUUUCAACUACCGAAAACAAACUUCGGGUCAAGUAUCUAUCACCAUAAAAAGGUACGCAGAUUCACUCUAAAUUGUAUGAUUGAGAAAUACCUAUAAAAAGCAAUUUAAAAGUGAACGAGAUUAAAUAUAGAAUUGUUAAAAGCGCCAUCUGUUGAUGAGUAGCAAGCCCCAAAAAGUUUCGAUUCAAUAAACUUAGAAAAAUAUCCAAUAGAGGGCGUUGUUGUAAAAAUGGCUCUAAUAUGUGCUGGUUGUAACGAAAACGUACCAAACACCGAUUACCUAACCUGUUCAUUAUGUAACAGUAUAUAUGACUUAGAGUGUGCCAAUAUCAAUAAAGAGCGCUUCAAAAUAAUGGUGGAAACAAGGGGCAUCGAAACCUGGAAUUGCUUAGCUUGUUACUGCAAAAUACCUAAGCGAGGCAACAUUAACACACCCAUACGCCCGCAAGAAUAUGAUGAACGCCCAAUAACCUCACCACCGGAAAUAAAUAACGUCACAAUUAGGAGAACAACAAAACCUAUGAAUGAUACAAUCUGUUCCUUGGAUCUAAGCCUACUGGGUGACACAAUAAACAUGCAAGAUGGAGGUAAAACACCUCAAUCCAUUACACAAACACAAACAGAACUAACACUGCAGAACAUAGGCGAAAUGAUAAUGUUCCGAUUAAAAGAAAACAAUAGAGAAAUUAUCACCGAAUUACAGAAUACUAUCCAAACAGAGAUAAACAAGGCCAUAUCAAAGUUAAGACAAGAUUUUGAACGCGAAACCAGUUGCUUACAAAGUCAAAAUGAAGAGAGGAAAAUAGACAUACAACAUGUAAACACAGAAAUAGAUAAUUUAAAAACUGAAAAUGAAAAGUUAAAAACUGAAAUAGAGAACUUGAAGAAACAACAAAGAACAAACACUUACCAAAAGAAUUGUACUGAAAGCUAUUCUAAGAAAAUAGUAUUAUAUGGAUUUGAUGAAUAUAAGGAAUCUGUGAAUAACCUACACAUGAGAUUAAUCGCCCUUUUUCGUGAAUUUAUGAACAUUGACCUGAUGGGGUACAUCGAGGAAACCUAUAGGAUUGGCAAACGAAGCUCGAAAAACCGACCAUUAGUGAUAGAAAUAUUAAGCAAAAGGAUGGUAUCGUAUCUAAAGGAAAACAGCUACGUCUUUCAAGGCACUAGACUAUCUUUAUCGGAAUUCUUAGAUGAUGAAGCACGAAGAGAUAGGAAAUUGUUGCGCGAAGAAAUGUUGAAAGCCAGAAAGCAAGGACUUCAUGCAGUCAUCCGCGAUAAUCAACUAUUCAUCAAUGGAAAAAUUACGAAAAAUACAGAUAAUACAACCGACAGCCAAAUAAACACAAAUAAAUGGAAUACACAAGACCACACAGACCUAUCAUCUUCUCAAACCACCACAAACAAUUUUUUUCGCCGCUUCACUGACUCAGGAGAUAGAAGCAGAACCCCUCGAAAACAAAGACCAACAAUUUAGAAUAUUAUUUCAAAAUGUCCAAAGCCUAUUCAAUAAACAACACUUAUUGGAGGACUUCAUUCAACAGGCACCAAAAUACCAUGCUAUAUGUGUAUCGGAAACCUGGCUAUCAAAAGAAAGACAGGACCUAAUAAAUUUUAGUGGCUACAAGAUUGCAGCUUCAUUCUGCCGAAAAACUCAUGCUGGUGGAGGCGUCUGUAUACUUCUACAAGAACAUAUAGAAUACUUAGAGAGAAGUGAUAUAACAGACUUGUCAGUUGAAUAUAUAAUAGAAGUGUGUGCAAUAGAAUUACGAUUAGAAAAUUUAUUAUUAAUAAUUAUUUACUGGAAUAGGAGAGAG
Molecule: messenger RNA, 2390 nt
Organism: Trichoplusia ni (cabbage looper)
Lineage: Eukaryota; Metazoa; Arthropoda; Insecta; Lepidoptera; Noctuidae
Exons: 1
Coding region: 803-2050 (415 amino acids)
Source: RefSeq, a predicted model, not a curated record